Messenger RNA from Salmo salar (Atlantic salmon), 6821 nucleotides. It is a transcript of the gene elavl3, whose product is annotated as ELAV like neuron-specific RNA binding protein 3. The record is from RefSeq and is a predicted model, not a curated record. Gene Ontology annotation, cellular component: ribonucleoprotein complex. Gene Ontology annotation, molecular function: RNA binding. Lineage: Eukaryota; Metazoa; Chordata; Actinopteri; Salmoniformes; Salmonidae.
GAAGAACAUUGCAGCAGAGGCACAGAAGGAGACUGCAAGAGGAGCUGGGAAUAUUACACACAGAACACAGCCGAACCACAACACCCUCCCCUGGACACACCCUGCUGGGGAUCACUGCUUCUCUUUUUUCUGAACCGUCGCCCACGCCACUCGGAGAGAAAACUCUCCCUCAUCAUCAUCCUGAAGAAAACCCCUUUCUCCUCAUUUUCACCCUACAGAGGACACCUACCAAUCUCCAAGGGCUGAGAUUCCCCUGGUGAACAUUGUCUUUUUUCCUUUUUUCUUUUUUUUCUUUUGGAUUUGGACACGGCCUCUCCACAGUAAAUACACAGGCCAGCUAAUAUAAAGACUACAGAUCAUAGUAUUGACUCAACCUACGGCUUGAAGACCUGCGAAACGAAGAAGGACCUAGAUCACUCUCAUUGUAUGUCAAGAAUGGUUACUCAGAUAAUCAGCACCAUGGAAACCCAGGUGUCCAACGGUCCGAGCGGAACCAGCCUGCCUAACGGGCCAGUCAUCAGCACCAACGGUGCCACAGACGACAGCAAGACCAACCUAAUCGUCAACUACCUGCCUCAGAACAUGACCCAGGAGGAAUUCAAGAGCCUGUUCGGUAGCAUCGGAGAGAUUGAAUCCUGCAAACUGGUCCGAGACAAGAUUACAGGUAUUCAUGAUGCUUCAGCAGGCCAGAGUUUGGGCUAUGGGUUCGUAAACUAUGUGGAUCCCAAUGACGCAGACAAGGCCAUCAACACACUCAACGGUCUCAAACUGCAGACCAAAACAAUUAAGGUAUCGUACGCCCGUCCCAGUUCAGCAUCUAUCCGUGAUGCUAACCUGUAUGUGAGCGGUCUGCCUAAGACCAUGACCCAGAAGGACAUGGAGCAGCUGUUCUCCCAGUACGGACGCAUCAUCACCUCCCGCAUCCUGGUGGACCAGGUUACAGGUAUAUCGCGAGGAGUGGGCUUCAUCCGGUUUGACAAGCGGAACGAGGCAGAAGAGGCCAUCAAGGGCCUGAACGGCCAGAAGCCCCUGGGCGCAGCCGAACCCAUCACGGUGAAGUUCGCCAACAACCCGAGCCAGAAGACGGGCCAGGCCCUGCUCACCCAGCUGUACCAGACCGCUGCACGCCGCUACACUGGCCCUCUGCACCACCAGACUCAGCGCUUCAGCCUCAUCCCUCCAUUUGGAAAGGGACCAGAUCCAAAUAACAGCACAAAACCAAUACUCGACAAUUUACUAAACGCCAGCUACGGAGUCAAGAGUUCUCCCUCUCUCCUUCCUAGGUUCUCCCCCAUCACCAUCGACAGCAUGACCAGCCUGGCGGGAGUCAACCUGACCGGGCCCACCGGAGCCGGCUGGUGCAUCUUCGUCUACAACCUAUCGCCCGAGGCUGACGAAAGCGUCCUGUGGCAGCUGUUCGGGCCCUUCGGUGCCGUCACAAACGUCAAGGUCAUCCGUGACUUCACCACCAACAAAUGUAAGGGCUUCGGCUUCGUCACCAUGACCAACUACGACGAGGCAGCCAUGGCCAUCGCUAGUCUCAACGGCUACCGCUUGGGAGACCGCGUGCUGCAGGUCUCCUUCAAGACCAGCAAGCAACACAAGGCCUGAGAGAGAGAGCUGCUAGCUGACGCCAGCUCCUUCAGCCAGCAGGGAGCGCCACUGAGCUCCCUGUUACUAUCACUCUACAUGGGCCUGGACUGAGUCUCUCUCUCUCUCUGAUGCACACUCACCCAUACACAGCCCUAUACACAUACAUGCACACACUAUCCGACAUACACUAUUAGACAUAUUUACACAUACAAACAUACACAAAGUCUGAGUUUCAAACAAAUACACUAGUAGAGUUUUUCUUUUCUCUUUACACAACAUGCUAGUCCUUCCCUACGUUUGCCUGGAUUGAAAUAGUAGGGGUACGUUGGGUAGUUGGUCUCUGGGGUGGGAGUAAGAGGCCUCAAUGAGGGAGACAGUCUAACGAAUGUGACAGAGAAUGUGUGCUGAGUGCUUUGAUUGAAUUCAGGCAAAUAAUGACAAAAACUGCUGAAACAAAAUGAUCAAAAAUCUAAAAUGAACUACAAAUAUGUGCAAUUUAAACCCCAAACUCUUACCCCACGAACUAUCCCAUUAUCUUGCUGGAGAGAGUGUAGUCACUUUUUUUUUUUUACACUUGGGCAUUUUGAAUCAGUGAUUUUUUUUAGAUCAAAGAAAAUUCAUUAAAAACAGUGUUCUCUUAUAUACGUAUAUUAAAAUAUAACUAUAUAUUCAAUAUUUAAGGUGGUUAUAAUAGCCGAGUAUGUAAGCAUUUUCUAGAAACUUUUACUACUGUUCCUGGCUCAACAUUAGGUAGGUUGUGACUAGCUUUAGGGCAGUUCCUCUACCCUAUUAAGGACAGAUCCAAUAUAAUUUAGGUUAUCAAACUGAACAGAUACUGGUCACAAAGACAAACAGCCUGAAGGCCACCAGAAUUACACCCUCACUACACAACACAACACAGUCACACAUAUCAGCCCUGUUAGGGGGGAAACAACAGUAGAAUACUGAACAUCACUGACAUCUAAGAAUCUCCCUGUAUUUUUUCACUCUGGUUCUUCCGUUCAGAGUAGAAUGGAUGGAUUCCACCACAAACAGAGCUGUCUGUGUGAACAACGUAGAACAUUGUCCCAGCUAGUGUUCCCAUGGAGACAGUGUUCAUGUACAAUUCUCUGAGAGACUAGGGACCGUGAGUUUAGAGCAAAGUCAUUUCACCAAAUCACAGAGCCACUUUACCAAAACACCCAACCAGAUAUAACACCCCUCCAAGGGAAUGAGAAUGUUUUUACAAUUCAGUGGAAAUUAUUGGCCUGGCUAGGUAGGCUCAACAUCACCAUUACGCACAGAUCAGAUCGAGAGGACGGUAGUUUUGACUUAGGUUGAGAUUCCGUCAUGACUCUGAGCAGUGAUAUCUCCUCACUGAGUCCUAGAGGGUGAGGCAGCUUCUUACCUAUUCCUCAGUUUACUAAACACUCCUCAGUUUCAUUCAGACCCCUUAUAUGACACUUUAUAGAAGUUCCUGAGAAUCAGUUUCUAAUCACUCAUUAUAACCCUGCCUGCCCUUUCAAAAUAGAAGAAACCAAGCCUGCAGAAACCAACAGUGACAAGUUUGUUUAUCUCACAUUGGAAACUCCAAAAGUUAUUUUUGUUGAUUUGCAACAUCUGAUCGGCACUAUCACCUAGCUGGAAUUUAAAAAAUAUCAACAAACCAAUGGAAAUAAUUCAUGACACCCCUUGAUGAAAAUGUAACGACAAAAUAGUCUUGGUUACUGUCUGUUAGAAACAUCUGACAAGACAUUUCAUGGGGAGAGAUGGGAUUACAAUAUAAAGACAUCUGCAUAUAAUAGAUUAAAUAAGGUAAAGUGUGUUCAAGACAUUUUUGCUUUUCUAAAUAACGCUGUGUUAGCCAAAGAGGACAACCAUCUCUUUGAAAGGAUUACUUUAGAGAUAAAUCUAUUUUUAUACAUACAAAAGAACAAGACCUUGUGCUGAAUUUUUACAGAUUCUUAAAACUCUGAAAGACUGGGACACCGCAUGGCUGUAUUUUAAGCCCUUUGAUCUUUGAGAGAGGGAGGAGCGUGUGCAUGCCGUGUAUAGGUGGGGGUCGAGGGAAGGGGGCGAAGAAGAAAAGUUUUAUCUCACACAACCUUACUUUUUCAACCACAACCUAUAAACAAACUAUUGAAAUAGCAAAAAAAGAACAUAAACAAAGACAUCGGAAUAGAACAAAUACACAUCAGCACAAACCAAUUCAAUGAUUAGGAAUGAAACGUUGCAGAGACAAAUCUGCAUUACUAAUACUGCAAUCUUUGAGUGUAAACUAGACAAACACAUAUGACUUUCUCUGAAGUUGCGUACAGUGAAGUGUUAUCGCUUUCACAGGAGACACUUAAAUCAGGCUGCAGUAAAGACAGUCAGUCAGGCCCAAUGAUUUGUCCUCACAGACACCUUGGGCUGGUUCAAAACAGAAAGGCUUGAAGUAGAUUCUCAAUAAAGCGUCCUUUCAAUGCAAAGAUGAUUAGGUAUAUUUGAAUGAAGAUUUAGCCAAAGAAUUUGGAAUAUGAGUGUCAAUAAGAAAUAAUUCAGUCUAUACUAUUACUAACUGUUCCCCUGAUAAUUCUUCUAUAAACCAUUAUCAUUUAUCGCAUGAAGAUCCCUUAUCAUUUUAAAUCCCCAUAGCGCUUGCAGAAAUAUCUGUUGUUCAUAUCAAAUUAUAUCAGAAUGAACUAAUAUCUUUUGGUUAACAUAUCUGUCGAGUAAAUAUAAUUUAGCCCAUUUGCACAGGUGCUUACCACAAACCUACAAUGUACACAAAGAAUUCACCUUUCAGCAAAAAUAACAACAGUUCCACACAAGUGUCUCUUGAACCUCAAUACUGUAAUACUCACACCAUCCGCUCACAAUAGGAAUCCAAUACAUCAGAGUAUGACAGCAUUGUUUCAGUUUAACCCUAUGCUCUUCCACUGUUACACCCUCAGCCUCUAACUCUGACCAUUCAAUUUCUUACUGUGCCCCAGUAGUAUAUUGGUGGUGUGCCAACCAAAACAAACAUGAAAUGUCAUACAUUAACACCCUGUCAUAAUCUAACUCCACACCUCCCUUCCCCAUUCAAUUAGUUGUGCCCAUACUCAAGAGAAGGUAGCACAGUAGGACUGAUACAGCAUCACUUUAAGAGACCAGAUGUGACUCUUGGGAACAGAACAGCAAAUAGGCCACGUUGCUGAGCUGCAGUUGAAGUAGUCCCACUGGUGAUAUGGGGUAGAGUUCCAGCCCAGUUCCCCCACACACUAGACCAACAGGCCCUAGGCCACACCCUAGACCAACAACAGGCCCUAGGCCACACCCUAGACCAACAACAGGCCCUAGGCCACACCCUAGACCAACAACAGGCCCUAGGCCACACCCUAGACUAGAGCAACAACAAACUAUCCCAUCUUACACAGCCAAUACAGAGACCCUCUUCUCUUCCCACACCUACAUAUGGUAGAGAGCCAAGGACAAUGGCAGGAGACAAAUGUACUGCACCGCUUGAGCAACAAUAAAUAAUCAUCUAAAAAGACAAAAAAACUUUCCUAUGGAACAGUAAGUGCAAUGUGCUUUGUUUUUAUAUUGACUGAGAACAAAAAGAUAUAUAUAUUUUUUAAAAGAAAAAGAAAUUAAACAUCACACUGAAAUGGUUUGCGGAAAAGGCGUUAGGAUCAAAUGUAAAGAAAUCAAAGUGUUAAUUCACCGAUUCAUUAAAGAGAAUCAAACAAGCACCGAUGGAGAGCUCUGAAAAUGUCCAGAACCCCAGCCCCGGAUUAGUGCUCUGAACAUGCAAGCUAAAACUAACCGCAUAUUAUUAUUGGGUGAAUAAAAAGAGCAAUUUAAUUGAAAAGACCUUGAAAGGGAUACUGUCUAAUAUAUCAUCAGUUUUAGCCCACAUCGAUUUUAGAAUAUCAUUUUUCCUGUAAUUUAUUGAUUUUCUUUUGCAUAUCAAGACUCACAUGUUAACUUAGCGUAUUUGUGUUGUUGACAUUACCAUAUUGGACACACAUGGGUCCAAGAUUUUAUUUGGUUGCUUUGAUUGGGUAAUUUAUUUUUUCAUUCCAUUAUUUAAUUAGUUGCAGUUCUUAGUGUAUGCAGAUUUUAGACUUAGUUAGAAUUUUAUUUCAAUCAAAAUGUGUUCAAUUGUGUUUGUAAAAGUCUGUGGUAGCUUUUGUUGCAACAUAAAUAAUUUAAACAGAAAAAAUUCAAGAUAGCGCCAACAAACUUGUAUUAUUUGGGCGACUUUAAGCUUGUAGUUUUAACUUAUUGUUAACUUAAAAACUAUUUAUUAUUAUUGCCUCGUAUAAAGUAUGUUUUGUGUAUAUUUAUGGUUUAUUUCAUUAUAUUUGCAAGUUUAAAAGAUUUUAAGUUUGCCAAAAUUGUGGUUACAUUUUCUUUCUUAAAAAGGGAACAAAUAGAUUAAAAAAACAGCUUUAGAAGUACAAUUUGGAAAUGUUCUCCAUAGUCAAAGAAUGCACUGCUAUAUUUAACUAAUUGAAGUGUAUAAACAUACAUGCUGUGUGCUAGAUGUUAUGCCUUUACUGCCUGUGUUCUGUUUGUCUUGUUAAAUGAAAACCUUUUGAUUAUUUAAUCUAAUCACAGUCUUGUUUUUCCAGCCACUGAGAACCCUAGGGAGUGUCAGUCAGGACAUGGGCUGGGCCUGGGAUGUGGCCUAUUGUUGGCUCCAGGGCGGAGCCUGGACCUUAGGCAGUGCCUGAGGCUCCAUGUACACUCAGGAUGCUUUCCCCCCUACUGCUGAUGAACAGAACUACUGUAGUUAUUAGAAGGACCAUAGUACAGAACUCCAACAUGACAUCUGAGUACCAUGUACAGUAGUUCCAACAGCAGCCAGGAGGAAAGCAUCGUUGGGGGUUACUCAUAUAGGAAAGGGCUCAGUGGUUCUUCUGUUUCUCGACCAACUGUAUUUUGUGUCUAUUUAUUUAGAAGAGGGGACACAGUAACUUAGUGACGUUCUUCUUACAACAUUUUCCUGGAAUGGUAGAACAAAUCAAAAGGAGAAAAUGAUCAAAACAGAUCUACUGGCAUCAAUGUAUCAAUGUCAGUAGGAAGAUAUCAAAAUCUCAUACUUCCAAACAUGACCAAAUGAACAAUGACAAAAUGUAACAAAGAAAAUAAUAAACCUUUCAGUUUAGUUUAGGAUAUUUAUUACUGGGAUUUCAGCUGAAGACGCUUGAAGACUUUUUCAUGGAAUUGUUUAAUUAUUUGUACUUUACAUGCCAGAAAAAAAUAAAAGGUUACAAAUC